AUGAGCGACUCCGCGAUUCACUCCGUUGCUGGCGCAGCAGGUGGCAUUGUUGCAAUGACCGUCACUUACCCGCUUAUCUUUCUUUCAACCCGUGCUGCAGUAGAGACGAAGAAUGAAUCCAAGGCGUUUAACCUGUUUACUCAGUCGACCUAUCAAGCCGUUCUAGACGUUAUCAAGCGAGAAGGUAUCACAGGCUUGUACGGUGGUCUCAAUUCAAGUUUGUUGGGCAUCGCUAUUACGAAUGGCGUAUAUUAUUACUUCUAUGAACGUUCACGGGAGUCCAUCCUUCGUGCUCGAUCAGGAACCAAAGCCCUCAGCACUCUGGAGUCUAUGUUAAUUGGCUUGAUUGCAGGUUCCGCAACCACGGUGAUCAGCAAUCCCAUUUGGGUCAUACAGACGUCUCAAGCCGUUCGAACGUUGAGCUCCGACUCAGCUCAGCCAGUGGUUGUGAAGAAGCUUGGCUUUAUUGAGACCGUACAAAACAUUCUGGCAAAGGAUGGUCUUUCGGCUUUCUGGCGCGGCCUUGGUCCUGCUCUGAUUUUGGUUAUCAACCCGAUCAUCCAAUACACCGCUUUCGAGCAGCUUAAGAAUUUUCUAGUUGCUCGCCGCACAAACAAACUUCUAGCGGUGCUGUCCGACUGGGACUUUUUCCUACUAGGGGCGCUCUCGAAACUUGCUGCGACCAGCGCUACAUACCCCUAUAUUGUCGUGAAGAGCAGACUGCAAGCGGGAUCGGCGAAUGCCCAAAAGUACAAGUCGUCCUUUGAUGGACUGUUGACCAUUUUGAAAGAAGAGGGCAUUGAAGGACUCUAUAAGGGAAUCGGAAGCAAAAUUAUACAAAGUGUGCUAACUGCUGCAAUUUUGUUUGCAGGACAGCGGCGUAUCUUCGAGAUGACGAAGAAGGUCAGGGUGCAAUUCAAAUUCUAG
Molecule: messenger RNA, 927 nt
Organism: Laccaria bicolor S238N-H82
Lineage: Eukaryota; Fungi; Basidiomycota; Agaricomycetes; Agaricales; Hydnangiaceae
Exons: 9
Coding region: 1-927 (308 amino acids)
Cellular component (GO): peroxisomal membrane
Molecular function (GO): coenzyme A transmembrane transporter activity; ADP transmembrane transporter activity; NAD transmembrane transporter activity
Source: RefSeq, a predicted model, not a curated record